ACAACUUUUCUAUGUGAUCAUUUAUUGAAAGAACUGCUGGUUCGGAAGAAGUAGAUCCAAUCAAAGUUUUGGCUUUUAUGCUUCUGGGUGAAGAUGGAGGCAUCUACGGUGGUGCCGUUGGUUGGGAUGCUUGUGGCACUUGGGGCGUAUGCAUUCUUCAUUUACGUUUCCAAGCAUGCCUCAAGUGUUGAGGUGUUGGAGGGAAUGAAGGCUGUCGUGCUGCCCUGCUGGGUACCAUGGUUUCCUGAGGGCACCAAAGUGGUGUGGAGCCACCACGGUUCCAAUCCCUCAACCGUCCACCAGCAUCAGAAACAAGAUGAGCCUUAUCUUCAAAACCAGCAUUUCAGCGGCCGAACAUCAAUGUCAGAUGACGCUCUGGAAACCGGAGACUUCAGCCUCACUCUGAAAGAACCUCACCGCUCUGACAGCGGACUCUACUUAUGCACCAUCCGCAUCAAUGAAAAUAAAAUUAAAAUGAAAUGGUACCAGGUACAGCUGCAGGUCACAGUUCCCCAGCAUGACUCAGAUGUUGAGGUGUAUGAGGGGGUGAAGUCUGUCGUGCUGCCCUGCCAGAUAUCAAGCCUACCCAAGUAUAUUAAAGUGGUGUGGAGCCGCUUCGGUUUCAAUCCCUCGACCGUUCACCAGCAUCAGGACUACGCUGAGCCCCGUUUCCAAAACCAGCUUUACAGCGGCCGAACAUUGAUGUCAGCUGACGCUCUGCAAACUGGAGACCUCAGCCUCACUCUGAAAGAUCCUCACCUCUCUGACAGCGGCCUCUACACCUGCACCGUCUACAGCAACGAACAUAUAAAGAGACAGACAAUUGUGCGUCUACAGGUCACAGUUUCCCAGCAUGCCUCAAGUGUUGUGGUGUAUGAGGGUAUAAAGUCUGUCAUGCUGCCCUGCCAGUUACCAAUUUUACCUGAGGGCACCAAAGUGAUGUGGAGCUGCUCUGAUCUCCAUCCUUCGACCGUCCACCAGCAUCAAGACGGAGAUGAGCCUUAUCUUCAAAACGUGUUUUACAGCGGCCGAACAUCGAUGUCAGCUGACGCUCUGAAAACUGGGAACCUCAGCCUCACUCUGAAAGAUCCUCACUACUCUGACAGCGGCGUCUACACCUGCACCAUCUACAGCAAUGAACAUAUAAAGAGACAGAUAAGUGUACAUCUGCAGGUCACAGUUUCCCAGCAUGCCUCAAAUGUUGUGGUGUAUGAGGGUAUAAAGUCUUUCGUGCUGCCCUGCCAGUUACCAUGGUUACCUGAGGGCUCCUUAGUGGUGUGGAGCUGCCCUGAUCUCAAUCCUUCAACCGUCCACCAGCAUCAAGACAAAGAUGAGCCUUAUCUUCAAAACCAGCUUUACAACGGCCGAACAUCGAUGUCAGCUGACGCUCUGAAAACUGGAGACCUCGGCCUCACUCUGAAAGAUCCUUACCACUCUGACAGCGGCGUCUACACCUGCACCGUCUACAGCAAAGGAAAUAUGACGGGCAAGAAAACUGUACAGCUACAGGUCACAGAAUCGUCCACUUCCUCUACUAGGACCGAUGUUCUCCUGGCUGUUGUCCUGGCUGUCCUGUUCCUGGUUUUGGGCCUAGCUGUUGCCGUUGUUUUAGGUCUAGCAGUUUAUUUUUGGUACAGAAUCAUCACAGUCACCUGGGUGGAAGUGGAAGAAGAAGAGAUGUUUGUCAAGCUUCCUUGCAAAACCCAAGCCCCGCUGCCUGAGUGUUUAUCAGUGGAGUGGAGCCGCUGUGCCCCCGAGCCCAUGAAGGUCCACGAGUAUCGGAACUACACCAACAAUCCUGUCACACAGGACGAGUUUUACACGACCGCACAAAGAUGGAGAUAGAGAAAGAUCCACGGAAAACUGGAGACUUCAGUCUGACCCUGAGGUACCCCUGCUUCAGGGACAGUGGCACGUACAUCUGCAGUGUCUACCUGAACAGAGACAUCUGGAUGCAGAAAGUAGUACAGCUCCGAGUCAAAGUCGUUGACAAGGUGGUGGAGAUCGGGGAGUGGGCUAAAUCUGUUACCCUGCCCUUCAAAACUAGAGCUCAGCUGCCUGAAGAUGCAACGGUGGAGUGGAGUCAUUUGGGCGGGACGCACGUGACGAUCCAUGUGUAUGAGAACGGCCAAGACCAGCUUGACAAACAAAGCACCAUGUACAGAGGCCGCACAAAGACAAAGGAAAACCCGCUGCAAACUGGAGAUCUCAGUCUGAUGAUGACUAACCUGACUCACAACGAUCACACUUCAUACGUAUGCACUGUGUGCAAGGAUGCAGAUAUUAUAUGGAGGAGGAUAGUUCACCUCAAAGUCAAUCGGCAAUAGAAAGGGUGGAGCGAUGGGCGGAGCUUCUGGUGCUCCAGAAGCCCCUGAUGUUUUCUCCAAAGCCCCAAAUCUUUUGGGGUUUUAAAAAUAACUUCAACUUUGUGUAAUUUUCCCUUAAUCUGACUGGACCGGUAAAUCAACACAGCAAAAGUUCUCUAAAAAAAAAAUAGGUUUCAAUUUUAGUAACGCUGUUCACACCAAAUUCCUAAGUUACGUAACUUGAAAUAUAGAAACAUCUGAAUUUUCCUAUUCGGAAACAUCCGAAUAGGGGGAACUAUUUUCAUAAUAUUUUUACGAAAAUAGUUCCCCCAAAACGUGUUUCUGAAAACAUUUUAAGUGAAAAAUAGGCUGUGCAGUUGCUGAAUCUGUCUUCAAUUCAGAUCAACAAAGGUUAGAUUUGCAUUGUUGUGUCAAAAGACAGGUAUUCAUAUUCAAGGCAUUCACCUUUUCAACUUCUUUCCAAGAUAAAACACCAGCAGGGGGCAAAAAAAGUGCAUGCAGUGUGGAACCCAUCAUUAGCUUGUGUUUCCCUGGGGAACAUUUAUACUGGUGCACCUUCGUGAUAGUAGGUGGUGAAAUGUUUGGUGAAAAAGCAUUUCACUGGAAUUCUUUCGAGGAAGAGGAGAUUCUCAUUCAGACACAUUCAGCUCAUUUGGGAUUCUGGAGAUGCCACCGGUAGGCACAUGGACAUUGUUGUCACUUAAGUGUUUAUUUGUGUUGGGAAUUGAGGCCAAUAAUAAUUUGACAAUUAUAUUUGGGAAACAAUGAUUGAUGGCAAGCUACUUGACAAUUGUUUAUUUUCAUAUUGUAUUUGAAACGCAUAGUUUCAGUUAAUAUACUAAUACCAUAUUGUUUGAAACUUGAGGUGAUCUGUAUUUGUUUUUGCUGGGAGAAGUUUCUGCAUAGACUUAAUUAAUUCUAAAUGCCAUUCAUAAUAUGACUACAUUGAGAAUAUAGAUUUAAUUUGAAAUGACUUUACUUGAAGUAAUGUAUAUUUCUUUUUGUGUUUUGCCUUUAAAGGUUAUCAACCUAACUAUCUAACCAACUAACUGGAAUGAAAUAAAAUAAGUCAGAAGAAAA
Messenger RNA from Perca fluviatilis (European perch), 3407 nucleotides. RefSeq lists its product as uncharacterized. Bases 94 to 1845 code for a protein of 583 amino acids. Gene Ontology annotation, biological process: immune response; positive regulation of T cell proliferation; T cell costimulation. NCBI's taxonomy places the organism in Eukaryota, Metazoa, Chordata, Actinopteri, Perciformes, Percidae. The transcript has 8 exons. Gene Ontology annotation, cellular component: external side of plasma membrane. The record is from RefSeq and is a predicted model, not a curated record.